Cataglyphis hispanica is the source of this 2058-nucleotide messenger RNA. RefSeq names its product bifunctional coenzyme A synthase (gene Ppat-Dpck). NCBI's taxonomy places the organism in Eukaryota, Metazoa, Arthropoda, Insecta, Hymenoptera, Formicidae. The transcript has 5 exons. Gene Ontology annotation, molecular function: ATP binding; dephospho-CoA kinase activity. The coding region runs from base 313 to 1890 and encodes 525 amino acids. The record is from RefSeq and is a predicted model, not a curated record. Gene Ontology annotation, biological process: coenzyme A biosynthetic process.
GAUGACAAACUUGUCCAAGAUGAUAAGUUUCAAUGUUGAUUUUUAAUCUUUAGUAGUUCAAUAGUCCAAUAAAUAGUGUUUUAUGGAAAAAAACCAUGUAAUUUUUUUUAAUAAUUGCUACUGUGUACGAUAAUAAUAGUCAAAAAGAAUUCUUUUUUAAAACUAAGAAUCUCAAGUCUGAAAAAAAAUCAACUGAUUAGUUGCACAAUUUCUUGGGCAUUGGGUUCAAGGUCUAAUGAGUUUUAAUUGUAAAUCAAAAUAUUAGAGAGGCGUAUUCUGAAAGUAGAAGUAAUUUUAAUGUAUUGACCUGAUAUGGCAAAUACUGGUUUGCUAGUUUUAACAAAUCCUGCGAAAGUGAGGAGGUUACUACCUGUGAUUAAGGAGCAUGUUUUGAAAACACUGUACAUUCAAUAUUUUCCAGAGAAGAAUAUUUUUGGGUCAGGAAAUUAUAAUUUUGUGACACCACAACAGAGAGGCCCUCAGUAUUCUAAGAAUAUUGCAGACAUAUAUGUAAACACUUCCACAAUUGCUUCUCGACUCGAUAUUCGUAUUUUACUCACAAACAUGAAACAUCCUGGUAGAUCUAUCAUAAACACUAAAAAACCAGUCGAGAUAGUGAUCUUCGAUCAAAUAUGCAGUAAGAAAGAGGCAGAUACGUUCAUACAAGAUUGUUUAGCUAAUACAUCGAUGGAUUAUAGCUUUGUUACUUGUACCUAUGAUCAAGAGCAAAAUGAUCACAAAGAUGUAGAAUAUCCUGUACAGACUGUAACAACUUACAAAAAUGUAGUGUUGGGUGGCACAUUUGAUCGAUUGCACAAUGGUCAUAAGAUUUUAUUAAGUGAAGCUGCUUUACGUUGUACAGAAAAGCUUACUGUUGGUGUAACAGACACAAACAUGCUUUCUGGUAAAUUACUGUGGGAGCUUAUACAACCGUGUACACAAAGAAUAAAUAAAGUUAAAGAAUUUUUAGAAGAUGUAGAUCCAUCAAUAACAUACAAUGUUUUACCUAUCAAUGAUUUAUAUGGACCUACUAAAGAAGAUCCAACAUUUGAGAUGAUAGUUGUGAGUGAGGAAACAAAACGUGGAGGUGAUAAAGUCAAUGAAUUACGUUUGCAAAGAAAUUUAAGCAAACUGGAUAUUCAUGUGGUAGAAUUAGCAGGGGAUGAAUCUUAUAAUGAAAUUGAAGAAACAAAAAUUAGUUCUAGUAAUCAUAGGAUACGAUUACUUGGUACAAGACUUCAAGCACCUAGGAUAAAUGAUAAGCCUUUAAAACCAUAUAUUAUUGGUUUAACGGGCGGUAUCGCAAGCGGAAAAUCUUCAGUUGCUGAAAAGUUGCAAAAACUCGGUGCUGGACUUGUAAAUUGUGAUAAAAUAGCUCACAAUUUAUAUUUACCUGGAAAAAAUUGUUUUCAUGCGAUACUUAAACAUUUUGGUUCUUCCAUUCUCAACUCAGAUGGAUUCAUAAAUAGGAAGUUACUUGGUGACAUAGUGUUCAAUGAUAAGGAGCAAUUGGAAAAAUUAAAUAAAUUAAUCUGGCCUUUAAUUCUACAAGAAGCUAAAAAAGAAAUAGAGGUUCUUUAUUCAAAGGGUUAUAAUAUCAUUGUUAUGGAAGCAGCUGUUUUGAUUCAAGCUAAAUGGCAGAAUGUGUGCCAUGAAAUUUGGACUUGCAUCAUUCCACAAAAUGAAGCUAUAAAACGAAUAAUGAAUCGAAAUAAAUUAUCUGAGGAAGCAGCAAAGUUGCGAAUUGAAAUACAACCGAGUAAUACAGAACAAGUUAAAGAAGCCAAUGUUGUUAUAUGUACUUUAUGGUCUCAUGAAAUUACAUUAGAACAAGUAGAAAGAGCAUGGAAAGAAUUAACAACAGCUUUAGCCAAAGAAAAUAAAUCUUAAUAAAUUUUUUAUAUAUCCUAUAAUCAUGGGAAAAUUUAACUUUUAUUUGUAAAUAAUAUUUGAUCAUUAUUCUGUGAUACAAUUUAUAAUUAAAAAAUAUAUAAUAUGAAAAAAAUAUUGGUGAUCAGGUAAAUUGUUUGGUAAUGUAACUGACAAUACAAGAAUAGA